GUCUGCCCCAGUAUCCGUAUCCAUCGACAUGAUGCUAAGAUGCAAUUGGCAAAAUUUUAGAGAUUCACCUUUGGUGUUGGCUCUGGUCAACUUGCGGGUUCGAUAGGGCAGUCACCGAACACCACCACACCGAAACUGUUUACGGAUGUCUUCCUUGCGCAAAACCUCUGAAAUGGCCAACACGAAGAAGAGUGCAAUCAACCAAGUCGUUACUCGUGACUACACGAUUCACUUGCACAAGAGACUUCACGGCGUCUCUUUCAAGAAGCGCGCUCCUCGUGCCAUCAAGGAGAUUGUUGCUUUCGCCCAAAAGCACAUGCAAACCAAGGAUGUUCGUGUUGACCCUCAAUUGAACAAGGAGGUUUGGAAGCGUGGCAUUAAGUCCGUUCCCCACCGUCUCCGUCUCCGCUUGUCUCGUAAGCGUAGUGACGAGGACGAUAAGGCUCUUUACACUUACGUCCAAGCCGUUGAGGUCGCCAACCCUAAGAUGGAGACCACUGUUGUUGAGGAGUAAGCCAUUUUGCCAAAAGCGCGUUUCUUUUAAACAUCUUGUAUUGUAUUGAUCGUAGGUGGGGGUGAACUGGGCUUGUA
Molecule: messenger RNA, 591 nt
Organism: Schizosaccharomyces japonicus yFS275
Lineage: Eukaryota; Fungi; Ascomycota; Schizosaccharomycetes; Schizosaccharomycetales; Schizosaccharomycetaceae
Product: 60S ribosomal protein L31
Exons: 3
Coding region: 146-514 (122 amino acids)
Biological process (GO): translation
Cellular component (GO): ribosome
Molecular function (GO): structural constituent of ribosome
Source: RefSeq, a predicted model, not a curated record